AUGGUUGGUGCAGCCAUGAGUAGAGAUAUUGGAGAGCUGAGAACAUUGGCUGAUGGACGAGAUGGAGAGGAAGUAGGAGAACCGGCUGCUCAGCAAAUCAACCUCAACCAAAGGGGAGCUGCUGUUGGAGCUGAGAGAGCACGCAUAGGGCCUAGAAGGGGACCAGGAGUUGUAGUUGGAGGUCAUAGGAUCUAUGGUGAACAAGUUCAAGAGGAUUCAACUGAUGAGAGUGAUAAUGAGUCUCAGGCUAGCCAACACAGUAGACACCAUAACUGCAGACGGCCAGCAGCUGAUAAUCUAGGUAAUCUCAAGCUGAGAAUACCUCCAUUCCAUGGCAAGAAUGAUCCAGAUGCCAAUUUGGAGUGGGAAAAGAAGAUAGAGUUGGUUUUCAAUUGCCAGCAGUUUACUGAGGAGAGGAAUGUCAGAUUAGCAGCCACUGAAUUUUAUGGUUAUGCUAUAAACUGGUGGGAGCAGAUUGCCACUACUAGCAGAUGCAAUGGAGAGCCUCAGAUAGCUUUCUGGUUUGAGAUGAAGACUGUGAUGAAUAAGAGGUUUGUUCCUACUCACUAUGGGCGAGAUCUUCAACAGAAAUUGAGAAGGCUUUCUCAAGGAGCCAAGAGUGUAGAAGACUAUCACCAGGAGAUGGAGACACUCAUCUUGAAAGCUGACUUGAUUGAGGGUGCUGAGGCAACUAUGGCUAGGUUCCAAGGAGGGUUAAACAGAGAUAUACGAGACAGAUUGGAGCUACAAGAGUAUGAGGACAUGGAUGAGCUACUGCACAAAGCUAUUCUGAUUGAGCAGCAAAACAAGAGGAAGAGUUCAGCCAAAACUCCAAACGGCUCUGCUGCAAAAUCAGUGUACUCCAAGGAUGAUAAGUCAUCUGAUAAGCCAAAGGAAGGGUCUUCAUUAGUGGAAGCAAGGCGAGAUGACAAGGGCAAAGAAUCAGCGACAUCCACUAGGUCCAGGAAUGUCAGAUGCUUCAAGUGUCAUGGGAUUGGGCAUUAUGCCAAUGAUUGUACCAACAAGAAGGUGAUGAUAAUACUAGCCAAUGGAGAUGUGGUUUCUGAAGAUGAAAAAUCCGACCAGGAGUCUGAGGAUGAGGGCGUAGAGUAUCCUGUCCGAGGAGAGUUGCUAGUCACCAGGAGACUCCUCAAUGCUCAACCUAAAGCCAAAGAGGAUGAGCAACGAGAGAACAUCUGUACCAAUGUAGCAAGUGAGGAACUGGUGGAUAAAUUGGAUCUUGAGGUGUAUAAGCAUCCUAAGCCAUACCUCUUGCAAUGGUUCAAUGAAGAGGGAGGGCUAAAGAUUAGCAAGCAAGUGAAAGUCUUACUGUCAGUGGGGAGAUAUCAGGAUGAGAUCACUUGUGAUGUGGCGCCUCUUGAAGCUAGCCACAUUCUUCUUGGUCGCCCUUGGCUGUUUGACAAGAGGGCAGUACAUGAUGGCUUCACCAACAGACACACCUUCACUCACAAGGAGAAGCAGAUCACGCUGGUACCACUGUCGCCUCAGGAAGUGCACCAGGAUCACAUGCAUCUUAAGAAGAGAAGGGAUGAAGAUAAGGUCACUGGUAAAGCCUUGUUGCUGGAUGAAUCUAAACAGGAGUAUAGGGAUGUCUUUCCAGAGGAUAAUCUAGUUGGUUUACCACCCAUUAGAGGUAUUGAACAUCAAAUUGACUUUGUACCAGGAGCUUCCAUUCCAAACCGGCCAGCAUACAUGACAAACCCUGUUGAGACAAAGGAGCUCCAGAAACAAGUCAAUGAACUCUUGGAGAAAGGCCACAUCAGGGAAAGCUUGAGUCCUUGUGUUGUACAUGUGCUACUGGUUCCUAAGAAAGAUGCUACAGGACAAACUUUGUUGAGACAAAGGAGCUCCAGAAACAAGUCAAUGAACUCUUGGAGAAAGGCCACAUCAGGGAAAGCUUGA
Molecule: messenger RNA, 1923 nt
Organism: Brassica oleracea var. oleracea
Lineage: Eukaryota; Viridiplantae; Streptophyta; Magnoliopsida; Brassicales; Brassicaceae
Exons: 5
Coding region: 1-1923 (640 amino acids)
Molecular function (GO): nucleic acid binding; zinc ion binding
Source: RefSeq, a predicted model, not a curated record